AUGAAUACGAAACUCAAUCCAGAGAUCCUUUGGGCGCAGAGAUCCAGCGACUCCGAUCCUGAAAAGAACUACCUUUUGGUCACUUUGAUGAUCUCCGACUGUGAAGACCCAAAAUUGGAUUUACAACCUGGCUACUUAGAGUUCAGUGCCAAGUCUCCGGGCCAUGUUGGUGACGAAGAAGAGCACAAGUACCAAUUGCGUUUAGAUUUUUACAAGGAGAUCGAUCCGGCCAAAUCUUUGCACAAAAUUGCGAACGGAAGAGACUAUUUCCUCAAGCUUGUGAAAAAGGACCUUGACGCGGAAUACUGGCCCAGACUCACGAAGGAAAAACUCAAAUACCACUACAUCAAGACGGAUUUCAACAAGUGGGUUGACGAAGACGAACAAGAGGAACACGAGAGUGAAGAUUUCGGUUUCCAAGGCGCAGCAGGCGGUGCUGGCGGUGCGGGUUUCCCAGGUGGAGCAGGUGGUGAUUUCGAUCCAGCACAAAUGGCCGCUAUGCAACAGAUGUUGCAAGCGCAGGCCGGCGCUGGAGGUCAAGGCUCCCAAAUGGAUAAGCUCAAUGAACUGCUGCAGAGCGGCGGUCAAGGUCUGGAAGGGCUCGAUGAGCUUGAAGAAGAAGCAGAUCUAGCCAAGUCCGAAGAAGAAGCCGCUUAG
Messenger RNA from Lachancea mirantina, 657 nucleotides. The record is from the annotation of a GenBank genome assembly. Lineage: Eukaryota; Fungi; Ascomycota; Saccharomycetes; Saccharomycetales; Saccharomycetaceae.